Ipomoea nil (Japanese morning glory) is the source of this 2400-nucleotide messenger RNA. RefSeq names its product receptor-like protein 12. Gene Ontology annotation, molecular function: protein binding. The transcript is spliced from 2 exons. The record is from RefSeq and is a predicted model, not a curated record. Lineage: Eukaryota; Viridiplantae; Streptophyta; Magnoliopsida; Solanales; Convolvulaceae. The coding region runs from base 1 to 2400 and encodes 799 amino acids.
AUGCCUUAUCCUCUACUGCAUUGCCUCAUCUUCAGCCAUAACAAUCUGUCUUCUGAUUUCCCAGAAAAUGUCUUUCUCCUUCCAAAAUUGAAAACCAUUGACAUCUCCUAUAAUAGCUUUCUGAGUGGCCAGUUUCCAGAGUUUCCAAAACACACAUCUUUGCAAAGAAUUUCACUUUCUCAAACAAAUUUUCAUGGAGAAUUGCCUGAGUCCAUUGGAAAUCUUCAGUCACUGAAAUGUUUUUAUAUUCCUUACUGCAAUCUCUCGGGUUUAAUCCCAUCGUCACUAGCAAACCUCACAAGUAUUAUUGAGUUGAACAUUGGAAACAACAGAUUCGCUGGUUCUUUACCCCCAUUUCGCAAUACAAGUGUUCCAAAUCUCUCGUACCUUGACAUGUCAUCCAAUCUUCUCACCGGUGGAAUUCACUCGUCUCUUUUCACUCUACCAUCUCUGGAAUACUUGUUCCUCAAUGAUAACAAAUUCAGUGGUGAACUUGAGGAGUUCUCUAAUACAUCUUCCUCUGUCUUAGAAGAAUUGUAUUUGAAUGGCAAUCAAUUGAGUGGGGUGGUACCUAAAUCAAUCUUUGAACUUCCUAACCUCAUUGGUCUAUUAUUGGGUUCUAACAAUUUUAAUGGCAGUGUGAAAAUUGAGAUGAUGCAGAAUCUCAAGAACUUGGAAGCUUUAGAUCUCUCUAGCAUUAGUUUGACAGUUGGAGAAAAUGAUGAUAGAAGUUUUCACUUGCCUCAGCUGGAAAGGUUGCAUCUACAGAAGUGCAAUUUAUUUGAUUUCCCGAUUUUCCUUAAGAAUCAGGUACAGCUUAGACAUCUGAACCUUGCCCAUAAUCACAUUCGAGGUUAUGUUCCUAGUUGGCUGGGGAACAACAGCAAUCUCGAGGACUUGGACCUUUCUGGAAAUCAAUUAGAUUUUCUUGAACCGUCUUCAGCUACAGGAAAUAGUUCAUUCAUGUUGCUAAACUCUCUAAGGAUGCAAUCUUGCAACAUUUCUAAGUUCCCCAAGUUCUUGAAAGACCUUGAUUCUUUAUCGUUUCUUGACCUUUCUGAUAACAUGAUAGAUGGUGAAAUACCAAGUGGGAUAUGGAAGAAUCAACUUCAAUUUGUGAAUAUUUCUCAUAAUCUUUUAUCUUGCCUUAAUGAAUUUCCCUCAAAUAUUUCUUUAAAUGUUUUUGCUCUUUAUCUUCAUGGAAAUCGUAUGAAAGGAUCUUUUCCAUCCGGAAUAUGCAAUAUGAGCCUACAAGUUCUUGAUGCAUCAGAUAAUAAUUUGAGUGGUUUGAUUCCUGAGUGCCUGCUCAAUGAUGCACCACUAACUGUCUUGAACUUGCAAGGAAACAGAUAUCAUCAAAUGCCUUAUAAUUUUACAUUAGCAAGAAAUCUUGCUACUCUUAAUAUCAAUGGCAAUCGCUUGAAAGGGAAGCUGCCAAGAUCACUGGCCAAUUGCAAAAUGCUGCAGAUUCUUGAUUUAGGAAACAACAUGAUAUCUGAUACUUUCCCAUUUUGGUUGGAAAAACUCCCUUCACUCAAAGUUCUUAUCUUGCGAAACAACAUGUUUUAUGGUCAAGUGGAGAUUCAUAGCACAAAGUUUGUGCUACCAGGCUUACGCAUAAUUGAUUUUUCCUCCAAUAAUUUCACAGGAAAGUUGUCAACAAAUUUCUUGCAUAGUUUAAGUGCAAUGGCUAUGGUUGGGGAAAACAAAUCACUACCCAGCCUCAUCGGAGAGCAUGAUGAAUACUAUCAUGAUUCAGUGACCAUCGUGAACAAAGGAUAUGAGAUGGUGCUGGUUAAGAUCUUGACAAUAUUUGUGUCUUUGGAUCUGUCAAAUAACAAGUUCCAUGGCAAUGUUCCGGAAGAGAUUGCUGAACUGAAAUCGCUGGUUGUGCUCAACCUGUCACGAAAUUCCUUCGAUGGCCAAAUUCCAACAUCAUUAGGAGUGUUAUCUCAACUAGAGUCUUUAGAUUUCUCAAAGAAUAAAUUCUCAGGGACGAUUCCUCCACAACUCACCAGUCUAACAUUCCUGGAAGUAUUCAACAUGUCUUACAACCAACUAGGUGGCCACAUUCCUUUGGGGAACCAAUUCAAUACUUUCACGAAUAGCUCCAACAUAGGAAAUGCAGGACUGUGUGGAACCCCACUCUCUAGAAAAUGCAGUGAAGAUGAUGAUGUGCCAGUAGCACAUGAUGAAAGCUUGGAAGGUGAAGAAGCCAUGUUUGAUUGGAAGUUUGCAGUUGCAGGAUGUGGGUUUGGGUUAGUUGUUGGGUUAACAAUAGGGUUUACAUUCUUGGCUGAAUGGAUUAUUAAAUGGGUCGUAAAGCAGCAACAGAAGAAGAAGCAGGCAAGAAAGAUCAUGAAGAAAGUGCAGUUAACCGUCCUAAAAUUGAGAAGAUAG